Molecule: messenger RNA, 786 nt
Organism: Acanthosepion pharaonis
Lineage: Eukaryota; Metazoa; Mollusca; Cephalopoda; Sepiida; Sepiidae
Source: the annotation of a GenBank genome assembly
AUGGUCUCUCAAAUUCGUUAUCUGUCACGCCUACUUUCGUUGGUUGCCUUUGAACUCUUUUCCUCCAUCAAAGCCUCCAUCAAAGCCAUUAUGAGUCUCUUUCAAAUCAAAGCCGUUAUGGAGUCUCUCCGUCAUCUAAUCACGCUCUACUUUCGUUGGUUGCCUUUGGAACUUUUUCCCUCCAUCAAAGCCAUUAUGAGUCUCUCAAAUUCCCUCUAUUCCGUCGUCUUUCUUUUUGGUUGCCUUUGGAACUCUUUUCCCUCCAUCAAACCCAUUAUGAGUCUCUCAAAUUCCCUCUACUUUUCGUUGUUUGCCUUGGAACUCUUUCUCCAUCAAAGCCAUUAUGAGUCUCUCAAAUUCCGUCAUCUAAUCACGCUCUACUUUCGUUGGUUUUGGUCCAUGCCUUUGGAAUUCCGUCAUCUAAUUUUCCAUCAAAGCCAUUAUGAGUCUCUCAAAUUGUCAUCUAAUCACGCUCUACUUUCGUUGGUUGCCUUUGAAACUUUUUUCCUCCAUCAAAGCCAUUAUGAGUCUCUCAAAUUCCGUCAUCUAAUCACGCUCUACUUUCGUUGGUUGCCUUUGGACUCUUUUCCCUCCAUAAACCAUUAUGGGUCUCUCAAAUUCCGUCAUCUAAUCACGCUCCUACUUUCGUUGGUUGCCUUUGGAACUCUUUUCCCUCCAUCAAAAGCCAUUAUGCGUCUCUCCAAAUUCAUCAUCAACGCUCCAUUGCCUUUGGAACUCUUUUCCCUCCAUCAAAGCCAUAUGAGUCUCUCAAAUUCCGUCAUCUAA